Messenger RNA from Sebastes umbrosus (honeycomb rockfish), 6882 nucleotides. RefSeq names its product trichohyalin-like. NCBI's taxonomy places the organism in Eukaryota, Metazoa, Chordata, Actinopteri, Perciformes, Sebastidae. The record is from RefSeq and is a predicted model, not a curated record. Bases 1 to 5790 code for a protein of 1929 amino acids. The transcript has a single exon.
AUGCUGUACGCUGUGUUGGAACAGAAGCUCACAGCUCUAGAUGUACAGAGAGAAAACAUGGCUCAUAUCACUGAGCUGUUGGAGGGAGAAAGGAAAAGUCUCAAAACUAUACUGUCAGACAUGGUCAUCCAGAGAGAAGACAUGGAAAAACAGUGGAAGCCAAAGUCUGAGUUGGACAAACAAGAUCUUAACAAAUUAAAGGCAGAGCUGAAGCAAGACAGAGAGGAUCUGGACAGAGAGAGUGAGAUGAUGAACAAAGAGAAACUGGACUUGGAGCUGAUGAGGUCUGACAUCCUGAAACAAAGACACAUAUUAGAAGGAGAGAAACAAGACGUAAAAGAGGAAAGAAACAACUUGGAAAUCACAAAGUGUGAGCUACAAAAGAAGACAGAACAUGCAGACAGCCAGUUUGAUGAGAUAAACAGAGAGAAAAGCAAAAUUAAAGAUCUGACCCUUCAGCUGCAGACAGAAAGAAACAAACUAGAGAAAGUCAUGAAGAAAGAACUCAAGGAAGAUGAGUUCAAAAGUGUAACACAAGAACUGGAAACCAGUAAGAACAGUGUAUUGGCAGAAAGAGAAGAACUGGAUGUUUUGAGGAAGGAACUCAACAAAGAGAAAGAAGAUGUUGAAGCUGCCAUGAACACCAUCAGUGGAGAGAGAGAACAACUCAAUCAGAUGAAGAGUAGUACUGACAUGGACAGACGGAUGCUUGACAAUGAAAAGGACAGAAUGGAAGGAGAAAGGUCUGAGCUGAAAAUAAGAGAAGAUCAACUCUUGAAUAAAAUGAAAUCAGUUGAAACUCUGAGGGAAAAACUCAAACAGCUGAAUGAAAAGAUGCAAGAAGACAUGAAAAUGAAAAUGGAUAGAUUACAACAAAACAAUGAAGAUGUAGUUAUGCUGUACACUGUGUUGGAACAAAAGCUCACAGCUCUAGAUGUACAGAGAGAAAACAUGGCUUGUUUCACUGAGCUGUUGGAGGGAGAAAAGAAAAGUCUGAAAACUAUACUGUCAGACAUGGUCAUCCAGAGGGAAGAGAAUGAACAUCAAUGGAAGCAGAAGUUUGAGUUGGACAAACAAGAUCUUAACAAAUUAAAGGCAGAGCUGAAGCAAGACAGAGAGGAUCUGGAUAGAGAGAGUGAGAUGAUGAACAAAGAGAAACUGGACUUGGAAAUUAUGAGGUCUGACAUCCUGAAACAAAGAGACAUGUUAGAACAAAAGGAACAAGAUGUAAAAGAAGAAAGAGACAAAUUGGAGAUCACAAAGUGUGAGCUACAAAAGAAGACAGAACAUGCAGACAGUCAGUUUGAUAAGAUAAACAGAGAGAAAAGCAACAUUGAAGAGCUGGCCAUUCAAGUUCAGACAGAAAGAGAUCAAUUUGAGAACGUCAGGAAAACGAAUACCUUAAAACAAGAAGAACAAGAGCUCAAAGAAGACGAGUUGAAAAGACAAACACAAGAACUGGAAACCAGUAAGAACAGUGUAUUGGCAGAAAGAGAAGAACUGGAUGUUUUGAGGAAGGAACUCAACAAAGAGAAAGAAGAUGUUGAAGCUGCCAUGAACACCAUCAGUGGAGAGAGAGAACAACUAAAUCAGAUGAAGAGUAGUACUGACAUGGACAGACGGAUGCUUGACAAUGAAAAGGACAGAAUGGAAAGAGAAAGGUCUGAGCAAAAAAUAAGAGAAGAUCAACUCUUGAAUAAAAUGAAAUCAGUUGAAACUCUGAGGGAAAAACUUCAACAGCUGAAUGAGAGGAUGCAAGAAGACAUGAAAAAGAAAAUGGAAAGAUUACAAACGAACAAUGAAGAUGUAGUAAUGCUGUACACUGUGUUGGAACAAAAGCUCAAAGCUCUAGAUCUACAGAGAGAAAACAUGGCUCAUAUCACUGAGCUGUUGGAGGGAGAAAGGAAAAGUCUAAAAACUAUACUGUCAGACAUGGUCAUCCAGAGAGAAGACAUGGAAAAACAGUGGAAGCCGAAGUCUGAGUUGGACAAACAAGAUCUUAACAAAUUACAGGCAGAGCUGAAGCAAGACAGAGAGGAUCUGGAUAGAGAGAGCGAGACGAUGAACAAAGAGAAACUGGACUUGGAGCUGAUGCGGUCUGACAUCCUGAAACAAAGAGACAUGUUAGAACAAGAGAAACAAGAUGUAAAAGAAGAAAGAAACAACUUGGAAAUCACAAAGUGUGAGCUACAAAAGAAGACAGAACAUGCAGACAGUCAGUUUGAUGAGAUAAACAGAGAGAAAAGCAACAUUAAAGAUCUGACCCUUCAGCUUCAGACAGAAAGAGACAAACUAGAGAAAGUAAUGAAGAAAGAACUCAAGGAAGAUGAGUUCAAAAGACAAACACAAGAACUGGAAACCAGUAAGAACAGUGUACUGGCAGAAAGAGAAGAACUGGAUGUUUUGAGGAAGGAUCUCAACAAGAAGAAAGAAGAGGUUGAAGCUGCCAUGAACACCAUCAGUGGAGAGAGAGAACAACUCAAUCAGAUGAAGAGUAGUACUGACAUGGACAGAUGGAUGCUUGUCAAUGAAAAGGACAGAAUGGACGGAGAAAGGUCUGAGCUGAAAAUAAGAGAAGAUCAACUCUUGAAGGAUCUGGAUAGAGAGAGUGAGAUGAUGAACAAAGAGAAACUGGACUUGGAAAUGAUGAGGUCUGACAUCCUGAAACAAAGAGACAUGUUAGAAGAAGAGAAACAAUACAUAAAAGAGGAAAGAAACAACUUGGAAAUCACAAAGUGUGAGCUACAAAAGAAGACAGAACAUGCAGACAGUCAGUUUGAUGAGAUAAACAGAGAGAAAAGAAACAUUAAAGAUCUAACCCUUCAGCUUCAGACAGAAAGAGACAAUCUUGAGAACGUCAUGAAAACGAUUAUCUUAAAACAAGAUGAACAAGAAUUCAACAAAGACGAAUUCAAAAGACUAACACAAGAACUGGAAACCAGUAAGAACAGUGUACUGGCAGAAAGAGAAGAACUGGAUGUUUUCAGGAAGGAUCUCAACAAGAAAAGAGAAGAGGUUGAAGCUGCCAUGAACACCAUCAGUGGAGAGAGAGAACAACUCAAUCAGAUGAAGAGUAGUACUGACAUGGACAGACGGAUGCUUGAUAAUGAAAAGGACAGAAUGGACGGAGAAAGGUCUGAGCUGAAAAUAAGAGAAGAUCAACUCUUGAAUAAAAUGAAAUCAGUUGAAACUCUGAGGGAAAAACUUCAACAGCUGAAUGAAAGGAUGCAAGAAGAUAUGAAGAAGAAAAUGGAAAGAUUAGAACAAAACAAUGAAGAUGUAGUAAUGCUGUACGCUGUGUUGGAACAGAAGCUCACAGAUCUAGAUGUACAGAGAGAAAACAUGGCUUAUUGCACUGAGCUGUUGGAGGGAGAAAGGAAACUUCUAAAAACUACACUGUCAGAUAUGGUCAUCCAGAGAGAAAACAUGGAACAUCAAUUGAAGCAGAAGUUUGAGUUGGACAAACAAGAUCUUUACAAACUGAAGGCAGAGCUGAAGCAAGACAGAGAGGAUCUGGAUAGAGAAAGUGAGAUGAUGAACAAAGAUAAAUUGGACAUGGAAUCGAUGAAAUCAGACAUGAAAAAACAAAUAAACCUGCUAGAGCAACACAGACAAGAAAUGAAGGAGAGAAAAGAUAAGCUUCAAGUCACAAUGACUCAGAUAAACAGAGAGAAUAGCAACAUUAAAGAUCUGACCCUUCAGCUGCAAACAGAAAGAGACAAACUUGAGAACGUCAUGAAAACGAUUAUCUCAAAACAAGAAGAACAAGAACUGAAGGAAGACGAGUUCAAAAGACAAACACAACAACUGGAAACCAGUAAGAACAGUGUAUUGGCAGAAAGAGAAGAACUGGAUGUUUUGAGGAAGGAUCUCAACAAGAAGAAAGAAGAGGUUGAAGCUGCCAUGAACACCAUCAGUGGAGAGAGAGAACAACUCAAUCAGAUGAAGAGUAGUACUGACAUGGACAGACGGAUGCUUGACAAUGAAAAGGACAGAAUGGAAGGAGAAAGGUCUGAGCUGAAAAUAAGAGAAGAUCAACUCUUGAAUAAAAUGAAAUCAGUUGAAACUCUGAGGGAAAAACUUCAACAGCUGAAUGAAAGGAUGAGUGAAGACAUGAAAAAGAAAAUGGAAAAAUUACAAACGAACAAUGAAGAUGUAGUAAUGCUGUACGCUGUGUUGGAACAAAAGCUCACAGCUCUAGAUGUACAGAGAGAAAACAUUGCUCAUAUCACUGAGCUGUUGGAGGGAGAAAGGAAAAGUCUAAAAACUAUGCUGUCAGACAUGGUCAUCCAGAGAGAAGACAUGGAACAUCAAUUGAAGCAGAAGUUUGAGUUGGACAAACAAGAUCUUAACAAACUGAAGGCAGAGCUGAAGCAAGACAGAAAUGAUCUGGAUAGAGAGAGUGAGAUGAUGAACAAAGAGAAACUGGACUUGGAGCUGAUGAGGUCUGACAUCCUGAAACAAAGAGACAUGUUGGAACAAGAGAAACAAGAUGUAAAAGAGGAAAGAGGCAAAUUGGAAAUCACAAAGCGUGAGCUACAAAAGAAGACAGAACAUGCAGACAGUCAGUUUGAUGAGAUAAACAGAGAGAAAGAACAACCGCAUCAAAUGAAGACAACUAUUAGUGAGAGAGAAAUGUUAAAUGAAAUGAAAAGGAUGGAAGGAGAACUGUCUGAGAUGAAAAUAAGAGAGGACCGGCUCACCAGGUUAAUGAAAUCCAUGGGAAAUCUGAGAUCAAAACUCAACCAGCUGAAUCAAAGGAGACAUGAAAUCUUUACAAACAAUAUGGACAGAUUAGGGCAGAAAUAUGAAGACAUCCUUCAACUGAACUCAAUACUGCAACACAAGGGUGAUGAACUCGAGAAACAGAAAAAUAAAAUCACUGGUUAUUAUGACCUGAUAGAAAAAGUGGAGAAACACAUGGUGACAUUGAAGUUUGACAAGGCCGUACAAACCGAGGUUGUAAAAGUAUGGCCACUGGAGCAAGAUGCCGAGGAACAGUAUUUGAAUAAACUUAAAGAGUUUGAACGUGAGAAGGUUGUUCUGGUGUCAGAUGUAGCGAUCCAGACUGACGAAGUUCAGGGGAAGUCAGAGGGAGAUGAACAUGAUCUUGAAAGAAAAGGUAAAUACUUGAAAACUGAGAGGGAAGGUCUGCUGACGCUAACGGAGGAUGAAGAAGUGAAAAAUGAACAGAAACAGAAGCUUGCAGCACUGUCCGAGUCGGCUUCAGAGCAAGAUGAUUCUACACACGAGGAAAUGUCAAAAAGAGAUUGUCUGCGAAAGAUCUGGAAAGACACUAAAAUGGAACGGAAGGAGAUUGAUCAGAUGAAGCGCAAGAGCCAUGAGAAGAGAAAUAACCUGGAGAAAAGACUAAAGGUGAUCAAUCAGUUUGUUAAGAGAACAUGGUUACAGAAAGAAAAGGAACCAUUGGAGAAGAAGCUGAAACAAGGAGUCAGUAAGGAUAUGACAUUCCAAAAUGACAGCGAGAGAGACCACAUAACGCUCGAUGAAAAAUACACAGAGCUCCAACAACUUAAGGUUCAGAUGCUCAGCGAGAUUGACAAACUCUGUGUCAAAGAAAAAGUGUCUAGGACAGUGAUAACUAGUGACAAAGCUAAUCAAACACCGCAGGUCGAUAUGACCACAGGUGAUCAAGAGCAGGAGAAGGAAGAAGAAACCGAAGCAGCUCCAGAGACAUCCAGUGGACUCCUCGGUCAGCUCCGGCAUUACUGCCGUCGAUGCUGCUGCCAACCCUGUGCCUGCUGCAAGCAAGUCUGCAAUCUGUCAUGAUGAAUUUGAAUGUAGUGAGAGUAUUUUUAGUUUUCUUAAACAAGUAUUUGGCUUAAUCCCUUGCAAUACACAGAUAACAACUUAACAUUUGAAACAGGUUAAUAAAAUCUGUGAGGCUUUUGUGUCUUGAUAAAUGCUUUACCUUUAGUGGCACCACUAUCACAACAUGUUGGUUUGCGUAUGUAAAAAUCAUUUAUUUGUUGGUUAGCAAAAUAAGAUUUAAUAGUGUACUUUUUAAGAGUGAGUGCUUAAUUUUCAUUUUUGCCGUUUGUGAAACCUCAGUCCGUAUUGCAAUAUCAAACAAAUGUAUUAAACUUGAGAACCAAUGACCACAACAUCUUAAAUGUUGAAGAACUGAUCUUGCCAAGUUGACACCAUUUUUGUUGUUGCUGCUGCUGGUUUGUUUUUUCUUGCUCGUCUUUUAAAGUAUUAAUAUGUUUACCAUGUUAUGUUACAAUUUCAUUAUGUUACAAAAACUUAAACUAUAACUAAAUAAAGCAUUCAUAAAUCAAAUGUUAAAAAUGUAUACAAAUUGAGCCAUGUAAUAAGGAGGCAUAUAUGAGUUCCACCUGGGAAAGCUCUGUGGAAAGACAGCUGUGUGAACUUUAAUGCUUAAAUGUAAUUCAAUCAGACCCCAUAUCAAUUGAACAAUAAUUUAUUACAUCAUGCAUGAUAAGAAGAAUAGUACGAAGUCUUUAGCGAUUAGAGUCCAUCGUGACGUAGUAUAUAAAAGGGGGUGGUGAUGCAUGUGAUGAGAUUAGGUAUAUUCCGCCCCUGGAGUCUAGACACUGGUGGUGGUGGUGGUGGUGAAGGGAGUACUGAAGAAAAAUCUGAUUGCAACGAUAUGAUUGGCUCAGAGCGAGCGUGGCAGAAUCUGUUUGGUUAUCUAAGAAUGAACCACCCAGUCAGCUGAUAGAGUAGGAGCCAGUAGAGAUAAGAGACAGAAAGGUUGUGAAUGAAAGCGUGUUAAGAGGGUCUUCCUGUCUGAACUUUCGCUUUAAGCUUCAUACACACAAAUGCAUGCAUUAAGUCAUUUUUUUUUUUUUAACAAACCUUUCUUUGUCAAAUAAAAUGAUCCACAUCAUUACGACA